AUGUUCCAUUGCGACUGCCUCGCUAUCGAUCCACCGUCUGAUCCAUCAAUGUGGAUCUGUUCUUCGUGCAAGCCUCAGACACCUGGUGCGAAAAAUGUUGAUAAUGCGCAAGUAUACUUCAAAUCGAAUGUUACUAUUCGACCGAAUAAGAGGCAAGCGCUGCAAUCUCCUCCAAAUAUAGGUUCUUCACCAGUGGCUGAAGAAAGAGUUCGAAGUAUUAUAGAAGAGGUGAUGCAGUCGCAAUUGGAUCGUCUAUUGGAGAAGAUGAACUUAAAUAUGAAAAUGCUAUUGAACCAAGAAAUAAACUCCAUGCGGGAAGAAAUAACGGGAUUGAGAAAGUCUGUCGACUUCAUGAGUAAUCAGUAUGAUGAUAUGGCAAAGGAGAAGAAAGGAAUUGAAGAUCAGGUGAAAGCAUUGCAGUCUAGAAACAACGAAUUGUCUGCAACGAUUAAAAAUAUGACCAGCCGAAUUAAUACUCUCGAACAACAUGCUCGCUCAAAAAAUGUUGAGAUUCAAUGUGUCCCCCAAACUAAGAAUGAAAACCUUAUAGAUAUUAUCAAACAACUAGGAACUAGCAUUAACUGCGACAUCAAGGAAGAGAAUAUACUUAACUGCACUCGAGUAAUGAAGGCUAAUAACAACAGUGAGCGACCUAAGUCAAUAGUUGUUCAAUUUAAUACGCCCCGUUUUCGUGACACUUUCUUGGCAUCUGUAAUUAAUUUUAAUAAAUCAAAGCCAGUCGGUGACAAGCUAAAUGCAACCCACGUAGGACUUAAAGGAGUAAAAUCACCUAUCUUUGUGAGUGAACAUUUGAGUUUAAGCAGCAAAGCUCUUCAUGCAGCUACCCGUAUCAAAGCGAAGAACAAGGGAUACAAAUAUGUUUGGAUCAGGGGAGGACGCAUCUUCGUGAGAAAAGCAGACGACUCUGAUAUUAAAGUCAUUAAGGAUAUGGACUCUCUGGACUUAAUAGUAUAG
Molecule: messenger RNA, 975 nt
Organism: Helicoverpa zea (corn earworm)
Lineage: Eukaryota; Metazoa; Arthropoda; Insecta; Lepidoptera; Noctuidae
Exons: 1
Coding region: 1-975 (324 amino acids)
Source: RefSeq, a predicted model, not a curated record